AUGCCACCAGAGCUUGAACGUAAUGAUAUUGAAGCAAUCGCGGAGCAAAAGCUACCAACAGAGAUUGACGAAGGCACUGCAGCGUCAUCAUCCGAGCCAGUGUUCUCAAUUUACAGCGUCAAUGAAAAACGAUUCCUCGUCUUCCUUGCGGGGUUAGCUGCAUUGUUCUCUCCUCUUUCAGCAAACAUCUACUAUUCCGCUGUCAAUACUCUAGCUUCAGACUUCGAUACCAGUCUCGGCAAUAUUAAUCUGACAAUCACAACAUACCUCAUAUUCCAAGGAGCAGCACCAACUUUUGUCGGGAGUCUUUCCGAUAGCUAUGGUCGACGUCCUUUAUACUUGGCUUGUUUUGUCAUCUAUAUGAUUGCCAACAUCGGUCUAGCAACUCAGGAUACAUACGCUGGACUGCUCAUUCUCCGUAUGCUGCAGUCCACGGGAAGCAGCGGGACAGUCGCUUUAGCAAGUGCACUUGUUUCCGAUUUGGUGACGUCCGCACAGCGAGGAAGCUACAUCAGUUAUGUGACUAUGACGGCCAUGGUUGGCCCUUCGUUUGGACCUGUUAUUGGAGGUCUGCUGGACAAGUAUCUUGGCUGGCGUGCAAUCUUCUGGUUUCUUACAAUCUUCGCCGGCGCCACUUUUAUACUCAUUUUCGUUGUUUUGCCGGAGACUUGCCGUCGGGUGGUGGGUAAUGGCUCUAUCCCAGCGCCUCUGUGGAAUACUUCAUUGCUCAGUUAUUUGCGCUUGAGGAAACAAAGGAAAGCAGGUAUUCAACCAACUUCCGUUCAAGGAAUUGCCUUCACCAAACGUGCAAGUCCGAUUCAGUCACUAUAUAUCUUAUUUGAUAAAGAGUCCGGAAUCGUGCUCCUGUACGGCGCCUUCUUCUUCUGCGGCUUUUACAUGGUGCAGACUGGACUUCCCGGGCAGCUUCAAGACCACUAUGGUUACAAUUCCCUGCAUAUCGGUCUCUGCUACAUUCCAUCCGGCUUGGGUAGCAUGACCGCCGCAUUCGUAAUGGGACGAUUCCUAGACUUCAAUUUCAAGCGCCACGCAAAGCGUCUGGGCUUCGAGUUCUCCAACACCCGACAACAAGAUCUGCGAAACUUCCCCAUCGAACGCGCGCGUCUCGAAGUAGUGUUCCCCCUCGCCUUCGCCGCGGGCUCGACGGUCAUUGCUUUAGGCUGGUGUAUGGAGAAACACGUCUUCAUUGCAGCGCCUCUAGUAUUCAUGUUCCUCUCUACCUUCUUCAUGUCGUGUACGUCUUCGGGGCUACAGACGAUGAUUGUGGAUCUGAAUCGGGAUAGUCCUUCUAGUGCUACUGCGGCGAUGAAUCUGGCGCGGUGCUGGUUGGGCGCUGCGGGUGCUGCGGCUGUGGUGCCGCUGCUUGGUGCUAUUGGGUUUGGAUGGGUGGCUGUUUUUGUGGCGGGGAUUUGGGCGUUGAUGAGUCCGGUUGUGCUUUGUGUUAUUAGGUGGGGUCCGGGGUGGAGAGAGGAGAAGAGGGUUAAGGCGGAAGAAAAGGAGGCGCAGGCCUCGACUGCUAUAUAA
Molecule: messenger RNA, 1542 nt
Organism: Lachnellula hyalina
Lineage: Eukaryota; Fungi; Ascomycota; Leotiomycetes; Helotiales; Lachnaceae
Product: Itaconate transport protein
Exons: 2
Coding region: 1-1542 (513 amino acids)
Biological process (GO): transmembrane transport
Molecular function (GO): transmembrane transporter activity
Source: RefSeq, a predicted model, not a curated record